This is a messenger RNA of Myotis myotis, 1455 nucleotides long. Its product is annotated as arpin. Gene Ontology annotation, biological process: negative regulation of actin nucleation. The transcript has 6 exons. Bases 106 to 786 code for a protein of 226 amino acids. NCBI's taxonomy places the organism in Eukaryota, Metazoa, Chordata, Mammalia, Chiroptera, Vespertilionidae. The record is from RefSeq and is a predicted model, not a curated record.
CCCAGGAACUCCCGGCGCCGCGGCCUUCCCGGAACCGCAGCGGGAAUCGCUGGUCUCUGCUCGUCGUCCCGGUCCCGCACAGCGGCCCGGCCCGGCCCGGGGAGGAUGAGCCGCAUCUACCAGGACAGCGCGCUCCGGAACAAGGCGGUGCGGAGCGCACAGCUGCCCGGCGCCUGGGAGCCGGCCGCCCACCAGGGGGGAAGUGGUGUGCUGCUGGAGGGAGAACUGGUUGAUGUAUCUCGGCACAGCAUCUCGGACGCCCAUGGCAGGAAGGAGCGCUACUACGUGCUGUAUGUCCGGCCCAGUCGCAUCCAUCGCCGGAGGUUCGACCCCAAGGGAAAUGAAAUCGAACCCAACUUCAGCGACACCAGGAAGGUGAACACUGGCUUCCUCAUGUCCUCCUACAAGGUGGACGCCAAGGGGGACACGGACAGACUCACGCCUGAGGCACUGAAGGAGCUGGUGAAUAAGCCGGCGCUGCUCGCCCUGACGGAGAGCCUCACGCCCGAGCAGACCGUGGCCUUCUGGAUGCCCGAGUCGGAGAUGGAGGCCCUGGAGCUGGAGCUGGGGGCCGGGGUUCGGCUGAAAACCCGAGGCGACGGCCCCUUCCUGGAUUCAUUAGCCAAACUUGAGGCUGGAACAGUGACCAAGUGUAAUUUCGCUGGUGAUGCAAAGACGGGGGCAUCGUGGACCGACAACAUCAUGGCCCGAAAGUCUUCCGAGGGGACCACGGCGGAGACCCGAGAGCAGGGGGACGGGGCAGAGGAUGCGGAGUGGGACGACUGAGGUUCCUGGGAGAAGCGGGGUCCCCGGGGCUCACCCGCACUGAGAAUGUCUUCCAUCGACUUCCAUUCUGGAGUUCAAGGAUGAGCCCCGCAGCCUUACUCGCCUUGCACAGGCCGUGCUAAGACCAAAUCCACAACCACACGCUUAGCAGCAGGGCCCCCUGCCCUGGCUCACGGAAGGCCUUCCCUGAGUGGGAGUGGAGCCUCCUAGUGUCAUGACAACCACGCCCUGAUGGCAGUGGUGUCUCUGGAGGCCGGAGGUGAGCGAGUGCCCGGCUCAGACAGGGGAAGUGGGCUUGGUCUUGGUGCAGAAUCGGGGGACAUCCCUCUUGUAUAUGCAAAGCGGCUCAGAGCGGGAGCUGGCAGCCUCCUUCCUCUGCCCUGGUCUUUUCUGCUUUCCUCCCUCGCCUGCCUGCCCUGGUGCUCUGGGCUGUGGUCUCUGCUCUCCUGCUCAGUCCUCCUGUCCCCUGCGCCCUUUUCUCUCCCCGAAGCUGCCAGUUCUCUAUUCCUUUUUGGUUUAUCAAGGUUAUUUUGGUUUAUCAGGUUAUUUCUAUUUUAAAAUAGAAGCAUUUGCCAUAUUUUAACAACUUUUCCAUUUUUAUUUGUUCAUUUUUAUUUUUUCCCCAUGUUUAAAAAUUGGUUUUACAAAUAUGAAGUCUUUAUAUAGAGC